Molecule: messenger RNA, 3489 nt
Organism: Closterium sp. Naga37s-1
Lineage: Eukaryota; Viridiplantae; Streptophyta; Zygnematophyceae; Desmidiales; Closteriaceae
Source: the annotation of a GenBank genome assembly
AUGAGGGAAGGCGGAAACACUGGGAGAGGAGAAGAGACGGACUCGGAGAAUGGAAUUCGCCGGGAAACACAUGAGGGUGGUACAGAGGAAUGGGGGGAGAACACGGCUGGAGACAGAGAGGAGAAGUCGGAAGUGGGCGGCGAGGAGACGGAUCAAGACGACCUUGCUCACAUGCUGCUGUUAUCAGAAACGCGUGCUCGUAGCACGGACCCUUCCCACACGCUUUCCACCUCUCCCGCCACGUCCCCUCCAAUCCCUUCCCACCAUGGCGCAUCGCCCGUCUCCCUUCGCCCGUCGUCACCUCCCCGCACCGCUCCGAACCCCGCGUCGCCCACCCUCCUCUCCGUCCUCUUCUCGCCGCUCCACCCGCUCGUCGCGCUCCACGCGUGGCUGCGCGGGCUGGUAGCGUCGUUCGGGCUGCCGUUCGUGGCGCUAGUGGGAGUGGUGUACGGCGUGAGCGAGGGGUACGCGGGCGCGCUCUAUCACUUCGCAUCGCAGUACUAUUGGAUGGACGUGCAGCGCCUGCAGCCCGCUUCCGCACAGGCCUACAUGGGGUACGCGGGCGCGCUCUACCACUUCGCAUCGCAGUACUAUUGGAUGGACGUGCAGCGCCUGCAGCCCGCUUCCGCGCAGGCCUACAUGCUACCCAACAGCACCCCUACUCACAGAAAUGUAUUCUUCCCCUCUACCCCCUUUCCCUCUCUGCCCCCCUUCCGCCUCUCCCUCCCCCCUCUCUCUCCUCCCCCCUCCCCUCCCCACACCAGCUACCGCCAGCGCCCCUACCUCUUCCUCUCGGCCCUCCUCGGCCUCCUCUGCAGCCUCCUAGUGGCUCUCCUCCCCUCGCUCCCCCCCACCCUCGCGUCCCUCCUCCUAGCAGGCACCACCCUCUCCACUGCCUUUGCAGACGUGCUAGUAGACGGGCUAGUAGCAGCAAAGAUCCGCACCAAGCCGCAACACGCCGGCGACCUACAGGCCCUACCCUGGGGCAUCCUCGCUCUCUCAUCUCUCCUUGCGUUCGCCCUCAGCGGCCCUAUCGUCUCCACAUUCGGGGCCCGUGGGGCGUUUUUUUUCUACGCGCUGGCACCGUUUGCGCUGCUUGUGACGGUGCUGCUGGUGCCUGAAGCACCGGCGGCGGCGCGUAAGGUUGGGGAGUCUGGGUGGGGGAGCUUGAAGCGGUCUGUGCGGUUGUUUGUGCGGACUCUGCGCAACAGGGUCAUGUGGCGGGCCGCCAUAUUCCUCUUCAUGUCGCAUGUGAGUGAGACAUGGGCGCGUGUGGGGGAGGUGUGGCUGCGGGAGGUGGGGCUGAAGGAGGUGUGGCUGAGGGAGGGAGGCAUAUCCCCGGACAUCCCAACAGCGCUGAUCUACUGGUACACCAAGGCGGAGGGGGGUCCGCGGUUCAGCAAGGACUUCAUGGGCGUGGUGUUCGCCAUGGGGCGCGUGGGGCUGCUCAUCGGUGUCUUCAUCUACCACCGCUGCUUCAAAGCCGCCUCCUACCGCACGCUCCUCUUCUUCACUCUGCUGCUCCUCUUUGUCACCGGCUUCCUGGACCUCAUUAUAAUCACGCGCGUCAACAUCACACUGGGCAUCCCCGACCAUUUCUUUGUCCUGGGCGACACAGCCAUCUCAGAUGCAGUACGAAGACUAGAGCUCAUGCCCAUUCUCAUUCUCGCUGCUCGCCUCUGCCCCCCUGGCAUCGAGGCGACUCUCUUCGCCUUCUGCAUGUCUCUCAUGGUGUUUGGGGAGCAUUGUGCGGCAUGGCAGGGAGCACUCAUGCUGCAUCUGCUGGGCGUGAGAAAGGAUAGUUAUGAGCGGCUCUGGCUGGCCGUGGUGCUUCGGAAUCUGUUUCGCCUGCUACCGAUGGCGUUUCUUUGGCUGUUGCCAGAAGGUGGGCCGGAUACGGAUUUGUUGGGUGAUAUGGGGGUUGAUAUGACAGGGUUGGAAGAGGAAAGUGAGCGAGAGCUUAUGGUUGUGCAUAAGAUGGACGAAGAAAACGAGGGCGAGACUGGCGAUGGAGGCAUGCAAAAGGCAGGGUUGGAGGAAGAUGGUGAUGUGGAUGAUCGAGGAAUGGUGAUGAGUCGACUUGCCACGGAGGCCGGAGGGUCAAGAGCUACAGAACUGGAGACACUUCCAAUGGACGACCGUCAAGAAAGGGCUCGCGCCGCGUUCAUUUCAAGCCGCUUUCUUGUGGAGCUGCUCCUCUCUGCGGCUGUGUCGGCCGCGCUCCCCUCCGCGGGAGCGGUUCCACCAGGCAUGCCGCGGAAGCCCGCGCACAUCGUGCGGGUGCUGCUGCGACAGAACCGGUUCGGCGCGCGUUGCCUGGACGGAAGCCCGCCGGGGUUCUACAUUCGGCGCGGCUACAGCACGGGGCGGAAGAGCUUUAUAAUAUACCUGCAGGGCGGCGGGUGGUGCCAUAACGUGGCGCAGUGCGCGGAGCGCACGCAGACCGUGCUCGGAUCGUCCAAGUUCUGGCGCCACCCCACCGACCCGGGAUUCCAAGCCUCGCUGGAGAAAUACGGAAGCACGUUCACGGGGAUUCUGAGCCGCAACGCGACGGAGAACCCGUCGUAUUACAACUGGCACGUCGUCAACGUCUUCUACUGCGACGGAGGGGGCUUCUCGGGCACCGCCGGGGCUGUACGCGUUAACAACACCUUCUCCAUGCACCUUGACGGAGCGAAGAUUCUCCAGGCUGUCCUCGAAGACCUGCAGCUGCGGUGGGGAAUGCGCACGGCGAAGAGGGUGCUGUUCACGGGGUGCUCUGCGGGCGGCCAGGCAGUGUCCAACACAUGCGACAUUGUGGCGGAUCAGCUGCCCUGGGCCAACGUCAAGUGCCUCAUGGAUGGAGGCUUCUUCCUGGAUGGCUCUGAUGUCACAGGGCAAAUGUACUUCCGUACGCUAGCCAAGAGGAUGACGGAACUGCAUCACUCUAUAAUGGAUCCCGACUGUAAAAACGCUAAUCCCCGGGGCCCCUGGCGCUGCUUCUUCCCACAAUUCAAUCUCUUCUACAUCUCCAGACCACUUUUUAUCGUUAACUCGGUGGCCGACUAUGCAGCCAUUGAAAUCGCCAACCUAGACUCAUCAGAGGACAGCUACAACGCGGUGCGGUGGGCGACGGAGCACCUCCUCCGGGCGGGCGACCGCGUCGUCAUCCUACACGCGCAGUCGCAGCCCGACCUCGUGCAGGGCAUGGUCGCCAAGGACGUCUCCCUGGACCCGGAAACGGUGGAGUCCAUUCGCACGCACAUCAGCAACCUCAGCCGCAGAACGCUGCAGAAAUGCCAGGAGAUUUGCGAGGCCCAUAAGUUUUCCGCGGAAACAAGGGCGGAGAUAGGCGAUGCGCGCACGGUGAUAUGCGACCAGGCGGGGGAGCUGAACGCGGACCUGCUAGUGGUGGGCUCGCGGGGCCUGGGCCUUCUCACACGCUAUUGCGUGCACAGUGCACCAGUACCCGUGCUCGUGGUGCGACCCGAGGGGGAGGGCACCAAGUGA